AUGUUCAUCACGCAGCUCACUGAGCCGCACGCCGUCUUGUCAUGGUCAUGGCUGAUUCAUGAUGGAUGCGCGGCCGCGCCACGCUCGGGCGCCACUGAGCUCCUCCGCGCGCUGCGCCAGUGUUCCCAGGUCUACCGGGCCGUAGAGUGUCGCUGGCUCCUAUGCACCUGGCUUCUUGCAAUCAGCGGUGCUAUUUUGUGUAGCUCUGCAAAGCAACUGGAUCCGUUAUUUGGCUUCAAUCUCUUCGGUUGUGUCUUCAGCCUGCAAGCACGGCGGGCCUUGCGAGCAAGGUUGCCCAAGCAAGCACACCAUGUGGAGGAUGGCACUGUGUCGCCGAGUCCCCCGGACCGAGUGAUAGCAGCGCCACGUGAGAAAGAGGCGGCAGCGACCCCAGCAGCCGAGGCAUUGCAAGCUCGAAUACAGUCGAACGUUGUACACGUGCCGGGGGACGGCUGGUGUUUCUUCUACACCGUGAGCAAGUACUUCAAAGGAGGGACGAACUGGGAUCGCAGCGCAGCCGCCGAAAUCUACUUGCAAGCCAUUGAGUGGUUGUUGGCUGCCCAGCACGGGCCUCAAGCAGACGCAGUUGCAACCGCGUGUGUGCCGUUCAACGCAGACGAAUUGCGCCUGCACGAGCACUUCCUCCGACAACAGCCGACUGCCGUCGAGACUGCAGCCUUGAAUACGACCGAAGUAGUCUUAUUGAGUAAGCUCCAUGCAUUAUUGCCCCAGCCUGCCAUGUUAGACUCCAUCCACCACGCUUCUGCUGGCGUGGAGUUAUGGGCUUUGACCCAACAGUUCGAGUUUGAGUGUCUUAUUUGGGGUUCCCAAGAGAACGUGAAUUACUGGGUGCGGUCCAUGGACUGCCUCACCGACCAGGAAGCACAUGCAAAGCUGCAACACCACAGCCCGGUAUUGGAGCUCGUGCAUGCGCAGGCCGAGCCGCAGCCAGCCAAAAUGCCCAACGUCGCCUGGAAAGGCAGCGGCGCCCAACGUCGCCUGGCCUGCCCAGUUGCCUGGCAGCUGAGUCAGAGGCGUCAGCUAGGCACCAAACAACUGCGAGCGCGAAGCAAAGGCAAUGCCAAAGCGCCACUGCCCUGGGAGGACCUGAGCCGUGCUGCCACAGUCUCCAAGCAGGCCAAAGAGGCGGCACACGAUGUCGGGGAUGUGCAAGCGGAAGCGGCCGCGCUGUGUGUCAUCGCUCAGAUCCACGUCUUUAACGGUCGACCGCAGAGCGAAAUCCUCGAAACCUUGGAGGAUGCCAUGGCUCUGGCGGUCGAGGCGGAGGAUGGGCGGACGGAAGCCACGGCGUUGCUGUUGAAGGCAGAGAUUCAUUUGCAGGCGGAAGAGCUGCAGGAGGCGCUGAAUGCAGCGAGGCAGGCGGAGCUGCUGCUGGGCCGCAUGGACGAUGAGGCGGCCAGUGCCAAAGUCGAGGAGAUCCUCAACAAGCUCCGCGGCUUUGAAUUCCGCGUGGACGAGGCACCGGUGGCGCCGGCCUAUCGAUCCUACGGCUAUGAUCCCCGCAUGGCGUUGCCAUUGGUGUCGGGCCCCGACCCUGCUGUGGUCAAAGCCACUAUCCAGGAGGUCACGAAGAAAAUGGUCGGCAAAGAGGACGACUUGGAAGCUGAUAUGCCACUCAUGGACUUAG
Durusdinium trenchii is the source of this 1648-nucleotide messenger RNA. The record is from the annotation of a GenBank genome assembly. NCBI's taxonomy places the organism in Eukaryota, Dinophyceae, Suessiales, Symbiodiniaceae.